UGUGCCAAUAUCACUGAACUGUCUACCAUAUAUGGUGUAACCAUUCAUUCAAGUUCCGAAUGUGUGUGCUGAUCGGGGUACACGCGGUUUCGUAAACCGCGUGUAUAUUGGUGCGCGCGCAGGCACGCGUUAAUCGUAGGAUCCCCGGCUACAUGUGCAAAGGUACAUCAGAAAAACGACAAGGAGGGAGGACGUUGUGGAUGGAGUUCGGUGAAAGGGGGCAAAAGAACGGCGGGGCAUAGGAGAGAAAUAGAAUGCUGAAGGAUAAGGGCGAUGGAGAGGGAAGGCGAUAGUUGAUCUCUGACGCACACAUGUUGCAUCCACACAACGCGAAGGGCUCUCUUCUCAUGGGCCAGUCGGUACUCCACGAGAACAGAGCGCAUCGACACAGUACGACGAUCGCGCUCGCGGGAAGAACGACUUUUGGCGCUCUCUAAAUCGAUACAUGCUCAGCAUUCCAAUUCGAAAAUUAGCACGCGCGCAACGUGAUUUGAUUGGACGGGAAUCGCAUUGUUACGCGCACUGUUACUUCUAUCGGCGACCACGAUUGUGAAUAAAUCCAAUCUAUCGGGAUAAGAAAAAAUCAACAUGGCACAUCCGAAAAGGUGGAAGAACUGCAUGUCAGAGAAUAUACUGACAGUGCUUACGAUAGCCGCAGUCGUAGUCGGUGUUAUAAUUGGAUUCAUCUUAAGGAAUAUCAGAGAGGAACCAUGGACGAAACGCGAAAUUAUGUACAUUCAGUUUCCAGGAGAUAUUUUCCUUCGAAUGCUAAAGGCCCUUAUACUGCCCCUGAUCGUCGCCAGUAUUAUCAGCGCCAUCGGUGGUUUGGAUCUCAGUCUAUCCGGAAGGGUCGGCAUAAGAUCGAUUUAUUAUUAUGCAUCAACAACGAUAUCUGCCGUAAUUCUUGGUAUAAUUUUGGUCUUGAUAAUUAGACCUGGAGAAUUCAGUACACAUGGGCUAGUUACAAAGGAAACUGCAACACCAACCAGAGAUGUUACAACUACAGAUACAAUAUUAGAUCUGAUCAGGAAUGUGUUUCCACCAAAUCUUGUACAGGCCUGCAUUGCUCAGGUAUUAAGUAUACAAGACUGGAACAUAAGUCAUGAAUAUGGGGAUGGUACAAAUACUCUGGGUAUGGUUGUGUUUGGAAUUGUAUUUGGAAUAGCUCUCAGUAAAAUGGGUGAUCUUGGAAAACCCCUUUUAACUUUCUUUGACACCUUAUCUGAAGCAACAAUGCUUAUUACCAAAUGGGUUAUAUGGGUAUCUCCAAUUGGGGUGCUAUUUCUUGUUACUUCAAAGCUCUUAGAAAUUGAGGAUGUUGGUGCUAUUGUUGGACAAUUAGGUUUAUAUUUCGUUACAGUAUUACUAGGUUUGAUUAUUCAUGGUUUUGGAACCCUUUCGAUUAUAUUCUUUAUUUGUACCAGAGAAUUACCAUUUAAAAUGCUAGGAAAGAUGGGUCAAGUUUUGGCCACAGCAUUCGGUACUUCAUCAAGCACGGCUACAUUGCCAGUAACAAUACAAUGUUUAGAUAAUAUGGGUGUCGAUCCGAGAAUUACAAGAUUCGUUGUCCCGAUUGGUGCUACCAUUAAUAUGGAUGGUACUGCAUUGUAUGAAGCUGUUGCUGCAAUUUUUAUAGCUCAAGUUAGAAAUGUUCCGCUGUCUCUCGGCAAUGUCAUUGGUGUUAGUAUAACGGCAACUGCAGCGAGUAUAGGAGCUGCUGGCAUCCCACAAGCUGGUCUUGUUACAAUGGUCAUGGUACUAGAUACUGUAGGUCUACCUGCUGAAGAUGUAACACUUAUCAUUGCGGUAGAUUGGCUUUUGGAUCGUUUCCGAACAACGGUAAAUGUUCUGUGCGAUGCACUCGGGGCUUACGUCGUUGAACAUAUGAGCAAAAAAGAUCUUGAAGCAAGUGCAAACAUUCCAGAAGAAACAAUAGAACUAGCAAGAGUGAGGAAAGCGGAAGCAUAAUUUAUUCGUUUUCUUGUUAUAAUGUUGCCAUGAUAUUAUAUGAAUGCAAUUUUACGGUGUUCAUAAUAUUUUUUUGUAUACUUUAUAGUCAAUAAUUUGUACUAAUGUAUACUCAUGCUGACUCAAAUUUUAUUUUAU
This is a messenger RNA of Habropoda laboriosa, 2106 nucleotides long. It is a transcript of the gene Eaat1, whose product is annotated as excitatory amino acid transporter 1-like. Gene Ontology annotation, cellular component: plasma membrane. Gene Ontology annotation, molecular function: neutral L-amino acid transmembrane transporter activity; L-glutamate transmembrane transporter activity; glutamate:sodium symporter activity. The coding region runs from base 589 to 1968 and encodes 459 amino acids. NCBI's taxonomy places the organism in Eukaryota, Metazoa, Arthropoda, Insecta, Hymenoptera, Apidae. The transcript has 9 exons. Gene Ontology annotation, biological process: L-glutamate transmembrane transport. The record is from RefSeq and is a predicted model, not a curated record.